Metarhizium album ARSEF 1941 is the source of this 969-nucleotide messenger RNA. RefSeq lists its product as uncharacterized. The record is from RefSeq and is a predicted model, not a curated record. NCBI's taxonomy places the organism in Eukaryota, Fungi, Ascomycota, Sordariomycetes, Hypocreales, Clavicipitaceae. Bases 1 to 969 code for a protein of 322 amino acids. Gene Ontology annotation, cellular component: nucleus. The transcript is spliced from 3 exons.
AUGAUGUUCUGUCGGGUGCCAACAAAAGUGCGUACCGCUCUGCACUGUAUUUCGUACAGACACCAGGAACGACAUGACUACGCUCGAGUCUUGAUCGUGUCCGGCGCUCCGACGCUACCAAAGUCCGCACUGAGGGCAGGCCAGCAUCGGAAGCUCCAUUACCCCAGCAACUCGGUGGCCGUCCACAUGACGCUCGGCUUCGGCGAGACGUUCGUCUACCUCAAUCUCCUGUACUACGUGAGCACCCUCAUGCUUCACCGCGAGUACUUCCCCUUCCUGCCGACCCCGGAGUCGGAGCCACGGGGUCCAGUCGACCAGCCCAUGCUGGGGGCGCCCGCCCCCGAGGGCUGGUGGGACGACAGCUCCCGACUCCUCUUCGGCGCGGCAGAGCACAUCGCCGCCAUUCUACACGAGGCCUCCGAGUGUGGCGUGCAUCUCAUGACGCCCUUUGCCGGGUUCUGCGCAUUCUCAGCCGGCUACCUCAACCUCUACGUGGCGAAAUACCCCCGAAUGAACCUGGGCCGCAGCCCGCGAGCAAGCGACUGUCUCAAAAUGUGUCUCGACUACCUGGAAAAGUUUCGACUUGUCUGGAAAAUCGCCGACGGAUGGGGCGGCACGCGCAAGAUCAAAACGAUACACCAUGCAUCCGUGCUCUACGAGCGAGCAACCGAGGACCGGACACGAUACCAGGGGCGCACACGAGCAGACUUUGAUACUCUACACCAGUCUGUCCACGAGUUCCGUGUCGUGGAUAGAUCCGACGCGCAUACUCGGGAGAUUCGGGGCGCGGAGCGGCCCUCGGCGCAGGCGACUUGGCCGGUUCAAGGGCACGAGCACGAGCACGAGCACGAGCACGAGCUCGACACUAAUACCUUGUUGAACCAGCUUUUCGCGGAAGUCAGCAAUAACCUCGACGAGCAGGGGGCCUGGUCUCAAUGGUGGCCGGCGAUUGAUCAGGUGGAUCUUUAA